CGGGUUAGGGGAAGGGGGCGAGGGGGCGGAGCGCCGCAGUUUGGUGAAGUUAACUUUCGGUUCGGGCCCGGGAAGUCGGGCGCUGGGGUCGGGGGGAGCAGCAGGGUCCCGGCUCCGAAGCAGGAGACGCGGGGAGAGCUGGCCAGCCCCGGCCGCCUCGUGGGCAGCGCACCCAGCCCCGGCCAGGGUGCAGGGGGCGCCCGCCCGGGGGGGGGGAGGCCGGGGCCCGACAAGGUGGGCCCCCCCAGGACAAAACGCAGGCCCGGGUCAUUGCGUCCGUCGGGGCCCGAAGGGGUCGCUUCGCCCUGUAUUCUUUCUGCGCUGGGCGUCAUUUGGCAGAUAGGGGAAACUGAGGUCAGAGAGGGGAGGGGACGUAAUCAAGGUGACGCAUCGAGCCGGGCCUGGAAGGGACUAAAGCUUCCUAAAGAAAGAGGCCGAGGAAUUGGGAGCAUCCUUCGAAGUGCCCUCCAUGGAGCCAGAGGGGGCCGUGGCCGGCCUCCAGGAGCCCCCCACCCUCCCCGCCUCUGGCUCCCAGCCCGAAGACCCCACCCAGGACGGCUCCGAUGGUUCUGACACGGUGCUGCUGCGCCUGUACCCCUGCGUCCCCGACUCCGGGAGUCCCGAGCUGGACGGCGUCCUCGCCGCGCCCCACACUGGCAGCUCCUUGAAGCACUCUACCACCCUGACCAACAGGCAGAGGGGAAAUGAGAUUUCAGCCCUGCCUGCCACCCUGGACUCUCUGUCCAUCCACCAGCUCGCUGCUCAGGGAGAACUGACUCAGCUAAAAGAAUACCUUCUUAAAGGUGACAACCUGGUGAACAAGCCUGACGAGCGUGGCUUCACCCCCCUGAUCUGGGCAUCUGCUUUUGGAGAGAUUGAGACCGUGCGCUUCCUGCUAGAGUGGGGUGCUGAUCCUCACGUCCUAGCCAAGGAACGGGAGAGCGCCCUGUCGUUGGCCAGCACGGGCGGCUACACGGACAUCGUGGUCAUGCUUCUGGAGCGGGAUGUGGACAUCAACAGCUAUGACUGGAAUGGUGGGACUCCGCUGCUCUACGCUGUGAGGGGGAACCACGUGAAGUGCGUGGAAGCGCUGCUGGCUAGAGGGGCCGACCUAACAACAGAAGCAGAUUCGGGCUACACCCCUAUGGACCUGGCUGUGGCCUUGGGACACAAGAAGGUCCAACAGGUGAUGGAGAACCAUAUCCUUAAGCUUUUUCAGAACAAGCUGCUUCCAGAGACAGAGUGAAAGAGGCCCAGGCCACUGGGCUUUGGUCCUGUGCCUUCCAUCUGGUGCUCAGGAAGGUCAGCUCACUUAGAAGCCAGUUCUUCAAUCCCUAUGGCCAGGAAGAGCAGGUCCAGGAGAUCUCCCUCUUCCCAUGGCUGAAGGCUGUGGAUCUUCCCCUAGCCACCUACAAAUCUCUGGGGGGGGAGGGAGGGGAAGAGAACCACACCCAAGAACUGUGUGUCCAAGAACUCCAAUGCAACACGAGGCAGACCCCCAAACAGAAACAAGGCAGCUCAUCUCCUUCCCAGGAUCAUGGGAGGGACUAUGCUCCUGGCUAAUGACUUGUCCUGGCAGGACCCCAUAGCUCCCCAGCCAUGAAGACUCCUCUGCUGCCCCAACACCAGCCAUCCUGAGAAUCCCUCCCUGCUUCCCCAAGCCCAUGGAAUGGGAACAUGAACCAAUAAAACCAGCUGCUACCCCACAAGCAGGGUCAACACUGGCUGUUCUUCCCCAUUUCUUACAGCUGACACCCAGGGAAGUCUGGCUAUAAGGAAAUAGGGCAACUCUAGCCUGGAAGAGAGGAAAAAUGGCUGCCGUUCUUAGAUCUGAGGGGCCACAGCAAGAAGGCCUCGCGGCUGACUCCUUUGUUCCAGAAUAAGGGAGGCUGCUUCCCAUUACAUGUAGAUGGCACAGGGAGCUGAGGGUGAGACAGGUAGGGCCAUUUAAGCAGCCUGGUGAUCCCGAGGUAGGAAUAUGUGGGCUUUUCUUUUCCUUUUUAUAUGAACAAGCUUU
Sarcophilus harrisii (Tasmanian devil) is the source of this 2017-nucleotide messenger RNA. RefSeq names its product regulatory factor X associated ankyrin containing protein (gene RFXANK). Gene Ontology annotation, molecular function: protein binding. NCBI's taxonomy places the organism in Eukaryota, Metazoa, Chordata, Mammalia, Dasyuromorphia, Dasyuridae. Bases 470 to 1246 code for a protein of 258 amino acids. Gene Ontology annotation, cellular component: nucleus. Gene Ontology annotation, biological process: regulation of transcription by RNA polymerase II. The transcript has 9 exons. The record is from RefSeq and is a predicted model, not a curated record.